CACUUCGACGGAAGUCCGAGCACUCAAAGCUGUGAUUUCCGAUCGUCUUCCCUCCACCACCCCUCCUCUGAAAGAUAGUAAAGAAACCCAGAAUCCAAAUGUCUCUAGGGUAUGUACAGAAGCUCUCAUUCAAAGAAGAUGUUGGCACUCUGGGAAUGUCUGAAAUUUUCGACCCACCUAAUGUUUUGCAGCAAAAGAUAGAAGAACUUGCAUCGCUGAUAGAAGAGAGUAAGCAUCUAGUGGUAUUCACGGGUGCUGGAAUUUCAACAUCAUGCGGAAUACCUGAUUUUCGCGGUCCAAAAGGAGUUUGGACACUUCAGCGUGAAGGCAAAGGUGUGCCUGAAGCAUCGCUGCCAUUUCAUAGAGCAAUGCCAAGUUUAACGCAUGUGGCUUUGGUUGAACUAGAAAAGGCUGGAAUCUUGAAGUUUGUUAUUAGCCAGAAUGUUGACAGCAUUCACCUUCGUUCUGGAAUACCAAGGGAAAAACUUGCAGAAUUACAUGGUAACUCAUUCAUGGAAAUUUGCCCUUCUUGUGGAGCAGAGUAUCUGAGGGACUUUGAGGUGGAGACAAUUGGGAUGAAGGAAACACCAAGACGUUGUUCUGAUAUAAAAUGUGGAGCAAAACUUAGAGAUACUGUUCUUGAUUGGGAGGAUGCUCUGCCUCGAAAAGAGAUGAAUGCAGCUUCAAAACAUUGUCGAAUGGCUGAUGUUGUUCUCUGUCUUGGGACCAGUUUGCAAAUCACUCCGGCUUGCAACCUUCCUUUGAAAUCUCUACGUGGAGGGGGGAAGAUUGUAAUUGUAAACCUUCAGCCUACUCCUAAAGACAAGAAAGCUUGGUUGGUGGUCCAUGGGAUGGUUGACCAGGUUAUGGCAGGGGUAAUGGAACGUCUUAAUUGUCAAAUUUCUCCAUAUGUUCGAAUUGAUCUUUUCCACGUCAUUUUCAAUCAAACCCACUGCAUUGGAGAGAGGAAAUACACUAAAUGGUCACUCAGGGUGAUUAGCGUACAUGGAGAAAAGGCUCCAUUGUCAUUCAUUAAAUCGGUCGAGAUAUCAUUCCCUGACAGGCCAGAACUAAAAGUAGCUGUACUCCAGAAACAACCAUUUGUGCUGAAAAGGGAAAUGCUUUUAAGACCACUUGACAUACUGUUGAAGAUCAACCUCAGUGAUGGUUGCGGGUGUCAGUUUGUCAACAUUGAUUUCCCGGUGAAUUUCGAGGAGUCCUCUGGUUGUGUCAAUUUAGACAAAGAUAAGGUGAUUCAGAAGCUUAAAGAUGUAACAGUCCAAGAUCAAUGUUGUGGUAAGUUUUCGGUGAUUGAGAGGAAGAACGUUCCAGGCCAGAAAAAGGAACUGUCCACCUAUGCUGUGGUAACGAACAUAGUUAAAUAUGGAGCCAUCGCACCGAUUGCAAAAUUGUCUGUAGUCAAUACAGUUGCCAAGAGAUCAAAAGAAAAAGUUGAUAUCAGGAGUGAUGACUGUUUGAUGGCGAGCUGUGAAGGUGAAGGGACCAUGAAGAAGUUGAGAGUUCAAUAACUCUGCUGUUAGGAUUUAUAUUUAGAACUGUCUAGUGUCUACAAGGAUGGAUGGUGGACUCUAUGGAUGUCUGGGAGUCUGCAUGGUGGAUGCAACAUGGAUGGACUCAAAUGUGAUGGUAGAGAUCAAGUGCAUCUAGGGUGCUGAAAGAUGGUCUCUUUAAAUGUGAAUAUCUAGCUAGAGGUUUGUAAUUCUUGGAAUCUUUGAAAUAUGUUUUCCUUAUACAAAUUUUGAGAUUUUAGAAUCU
Messenger RNA from Coffea eugenioides, 1776 nucleotides. RefSeq names its product NAD-dependent protein deacetylase SRT1-like. Gene Ontology annotation, molecular function: NAD+ binding. The coding region runs from base 99 to 1529 and encodes 476 amino acids. Lineage: Eukaryota; Viridiplantae; Streptophyta; Magnoliopsida; Gentianales; Rubiaceae. The record is from RefSeq and is a predicted model, not a curated record. The transcript is spliced from 14 exons.